Molecule: messenger RNA, 1137 nt
Organism: Suillus bovinus
Lineage: Eukaryota; Fungi; Basidiomycota; Agaricomycetes; Boletales; Suillaceae
Exons: 4
Coding region: 1-1137 (378 amino acids)
Source: RefSeq, a predicted model, not a curated record
AUGACCAACUUUGACUUAUCUUUGCUUGACCCUCCUUGCUCACCUUUGCCUGAGGCUGAGGUGCCUAUCGAGGCUGUGCUGGUGGUUGAGGAGCUGGCUCAGGAAAUUCCUGAGGCUGCGCCUGUUGUCGAGUCCACUGGCGACCAUGUCCUCCGCAUUGGGAACGCGCUCCUUCCAUCAGUGGGCAUGUUGUUGGGCUCACGUCCAGAGCUCCUCCAAGAGCGUCUGGAAGAUAUUGAGUUGUGGCUCUGCGAGUGGGUGCACUUUGAGGCUAAUGCGCACGUCUGCACGUGCGAUGCGCUGGAAGCUGAGGUGCUCCUUCCUAUCGGUGAUGAGGAGAAGGAGAUUCUGUGGGACCUUAACAAGUGGGUCGGAGUGGCAAGGAAAAUGGUGAGCAGGUGGAAGGAGGUGGCAGAGAAGAUUAUGGCAGAGGCGCGCACGGCUCACGCAGCGAAGGAGAAGGGGAAGGGAAAGGAGAGGGAGGAGAACCCAGACAUGUGUAGACCUAAGGCUGGUGGGCAUAUGUCAACUGCACAGAAGACACUUGACCCUCCCUGUGAGAACUGCAUGCAGCAUGGGGUCAAGUGUUUGCAGGGCAAGAACGCGUGCUGUGGGCCUUGCGAAUGCUCACACCAAGCAUGCAACUUUGCUACCAAGCGCAAGGUGUCCAAGACUGCUGCAGUGCCACACGAGGUGCCUCAUGUGGCCAAAGAGCGCAUUCCGAUGGUCGAGCUGACCACGGCUGAUGAUGCCGGCGACUCUGGCAAGUCUGAGGUGGAGGUCCAGGAAGUGCCAAAGAAGGUGUGCCCUGCACCCAGGCCGGUGAAGCCUUUGCCCGUGCGCACCACUGCAGGGCCUUCGAGGAUUCACACUGAUGAUUCAGACGACAAGCACCUUCGCGCCGACAACAAGUGUCUUCGGGCAGACAACGAACAUCUGCGGGAGGAGGUUGAGAAGUUGCGCAGUUCGCAGGACGACUACAACCAAUUCAUGCACAACCUGAACUAUCAGGCGCGCAAGCAGCAACAAGAGCUCAUCAUGAUGAGCAACCACCUUUACUCUUUCUCAGAUGAAUGGAGGGUGAUGGGGCAGGAGAUGGACGAUUUUGUUGUGGGGCAGGAGUGUGCAUGGAAGUAG